AUGUUGACUUUGGAAGUGGUUGCGAGCUUUCUCACCCCCGUCGCGGUAAAUAGGAUAUUGCAUCAUUUGGAAACUGGGGGCGAAGACGCCAUAAUCCGUCCGUGGUUCUGGAUCUUGACCUUUUUCACAGGUCUUGUCGCGACUACUUUGACCUCCGGACGGUACUUCUUUGUUGUGCUACGACUACUCGCACAAGUGCAGAGCACACUCACGCAGCUCAUCUUCGAGCAUGCGCUGCGCAUCAGGCUGAAGGCGGACGGUGGAAUUUCCGCUGAUAAGAAAGAAAACAGCAAAGACAAAGGCGGCACCGUUACGCUCACAGAGACGGGAGCCACUGCCGGGGACGAAUCGGCUCGUGCAAGCGCCUCGAGCGAGGCGACAUUGGGUGAGGGACCGAGCUCGUCAGCGGAAAGAGGCACGGAGACGUCCUCCAAGGGCAGAAGCGGUAAGACAACUACUGCCGCGGGCCGCAAGGACAGCAGCAUGAUUGGCAAGAUCAACAAUUUGAUUUCGACGGAUAUCAACAGUCUCGAAGCUGGGAAGAACUUCAUUCUAGUUGUUUGGUAUACACCGCUACAGAUCGCUGUGAGCAUAGUGUUCUUGUAUGCAGUCCUGGGAUGGAGCGCAUUGGUCGGAGUAGGCACCAUGAUUAUCAUGCUAUUUAUUCCUGGCUUCAUAUCAAAGUACUCUCACAAUCUUCAAGUUAAGAAGAUGGCGAAGAGCGACGCUCGAGUCGGCGUCAUAUCGGAAGUCAUGGGCAGCGCUAUUCGGAUGGUCAAGCUCUUCGGAUGGGAAAGACGGAUCAGCGAGCGCAUAGACCAGAAGCGGCAGGAAGAGCUACAUGCGCUUCGAAGAUUCAGAGUUCUGUCACUUGUUAGCACCAUCGUCAACAACCUCAUCCCCUUGAUGACGAUGGUCGUCACGUUUACAACCUAUGCCCUGGCUAUGAAGGGCGAGCUUACAGCCUCGAGGGUCUUCUCAUCUAUGACAGUGUUCCAAACUUUACAAGGCCACUUCAGAGGGUGUACGCUGUGUAUUCCCUGGUGUAUCCAGGCGAAGGUAGGUCUGGACAGAAUCACGGACUUUCUUCACAAAACCGAGUUAUUGGACUCUUACGCCGAAUCCACACAAGAACAAAAUACUCUCUCGGUCUCUCCCAACCCUGACAUAAUCGGUAUCCGUGAAGCAUCCUUCGCCUGGGACUCUGAACAGGCUGCGAAUGUCACGCCCGGGUCCUCAUGGCGCAGUUUCAAGCUGUGCGUCGAGAAUGAGGUUGUAUUCAAGCGGGGCCAUAUCAAUCUGAUUAUCGGGCCUACGGGGUGCGGAAAGACAUCCCUCCUCAUGGCAUUGCUUGGCGAGAUGCACUACCUCCCGAUGGGACCCGACUCGUACGUCAACCUUCCUCGUGAAGGCGGAGUCGCGUAUCACGCACAAGAAUCUUGGGUCUUGAAUGAAACUAUCCGAAAUAACAUCCUGUUCGGAUCUCCCCUCGAGCAAGAGCGAUACGAUAAAGUUCUCUGGCAGUGCGCAUUGGAACGAGACUUGUCUCUGUUUGAUGCAGGAGAUCAAACCGAGGUUGGUGAAAGAGGAGUAACGCUUAGCGGCGGUCAGAAGGCUCGUAUCACACUUGCUCGAGCGAUCUACUCGAAAGCGGAAAUUCUGCUGCUGGAUGAUGUCCUUGCAGCAUUGGAUGUCCACACCGCCCAGUCAAUUGCGGAAGAAUGCUUACAAGGGGAUCUGGUACAAGGGCGUACCGUCAUCUUGGUUGUGAGUCCCAUCGUACCUUUGGUGUUAUCGGCAUCGAAAUAA
This is a messenger RNA of Phanerochaete carnosa HHB-10118-sp, 1809 nucleotides long. RefSeq lists its product as uncharacterized. Gene Ontology annotation, molecular function: ATP hydrolysis activity; ATP binding; ABC-type peptide transporter activity. Gene Ontology annotation, cellular component: fungal-type vacuole; membrane. The coding region runs from base 1 to 1809 and encodes 602 amino acids. The record is from RefSeq and is a predicted model, not a curated record. Lineage: Eukaryota; Fungi; Basidiomycota; Agaricomycetes; Polyporales; Phanerochaetaceae. The transcript has 19 exons. Gene Ontology annotation, biological process: transmembrane transport.